Lottia gigantea (owl limpet) is the source of this 1371-nucleotide messenger RNA. RefSeq lists its product as hypothetical. Lineage: Eukaryota; Metazoa; Mollusca; Gastropoda; Lottiidae. The record is from RefSeq and is a predicted model, not a curated record. The transcript has 6 exons. The coding region runs from base 68 to 970 and encodes 300 amino acids. Gene Ontology annotation, cellular component: mitochondrion.
GUGAAAUAAUUCGUCUGCUUAUUUUUGUUACUUUGGUUUUGUUUGAAUUGUUCAUUUUGUUUAAAUAAUGAGACCUCAUAUAUUUUUACGACACCAAAAAUUGUUGUCACGAUGUUUUAGUCGGUAUUUUUCAUCGAUUUCAUCUCAAAAUAAUGGUACAGUGCAGCUUUCAUACAAUGAAUAUGGGGAUGGAUCAGAAACAAAAGGUCCACUGGUGAUGGUUCAUGGGUUAUUUGGAAAUAAACAAAAUUUUACAUCACUGGCCAAACGAUUGAGUAGUGAUGGCAGAAAGGUACUGACCGUUUGCUGUAGAAAUCAUGGUGAAAGUGGUCAGAGUUCAGAUAUGGAUUACCACUUAAUGGCCAAAGAUCUAGAAAAUUUGUUAGAUGAUUUGAAAUUGAAGGAUGUUAUAUUAUUAGGCCACAGUAUGGGAGGAAAACUAGUCAUGACCUCAGCUCUAACACAUCCUGAAAGAUUAAAAGGAUUGGUAGUAGUAGAUGUAACUCCAGCCAUUAGCCCUAGUGGUCAUCUAGAAUCUUAUGCUAGGAAGAUGAGAGAAAUACCUUUAAGAAAGAACUUGUCUCUAUCUAGAGCUAGAUUAGAAGUUGAUAGUCAAUUGCAAUCUACAGUACAGGACAAAAUAGUUCGAAACUUUUUAUUGACCAAUUUAGUAGAAAAUAGUAAUGGUGAUGUAGAAUGGAGAAUCAAUCUGGAUUCUAUUAUUUCUAAUUUUAAUAAAAUAUUGGGGUUUCCUACUGAUAUACAUGAUGUUACAUUUGAUAAACCAUCUUUAUUUAUUGGUGGCACUAGAUCACCCCAAAUUUCAGGAAACACUAUUCCAAAGAUAAAAGAGUUUUUUCCAACCUGUGAUAUAGAGCUGAUUGAAGGUGCUGGACACUGGGUUCAUUCUGAGAAAUCCAACCAAUUCUUACAAAUUGUCAAAAACUUUCUGGACCAGAAGAAUUUAUGAUUCUAGAAAAUUUUAUAAUUUUUUAUCUGAUUUGCCAAAACAUAUCACAAAAUAUUCAAAACAUUUUAAUGUGCUUUUUGCAUCUAAUCAUGCAAUGAACAGACUUUAUUAAGAAGAAUUAAGACAUUUAUUAUGAAUUAUUUUUCAAAUUAUAUCAAUAUAUUUUACCCUAUGCUUUUUUGUAUGACUGUGAUGUAUAAAUGAAAUUUAAUUAGUCAAUAAUGUUUGCAAUAAAUUUCUGAAGUCUUUUCUCAUCGGUUUACAAUAAUCUGCUUAUUAGUUUUAGUAUUUUAGUAAAGCUAGCGUCAGUAUUUGUUUCUAUAUAAACUUUUCAUUGUGAUUUUAACAUAUAAUAUUUCAUGUUGAUUUUAAUUGAUAUAUUGAAAUAAAGUGGAAAUAUU